UAGUAUUCGCAGGCCAGACUAAUCGAGCUGCAGAACCAGCUCAGGCUCACCAGCCGAACGUUGAUACACACACUGAGCAAAAAUGGCGGAUGACAAGGAUCCCCUGAAACAACUGAAAGAUCUAUCGCAGCUCAGAAAUCAGUUGGAGGAGAUCCAGAGGCGAGUAGAGAACGAAGUGUCCGCAGGAAUCCCUCAGGGAAGCUCUGUGCUGGGAUCUCCGUUUCUGAAGGGCUUUUUGGCUGGCUAUGUGGUGGCCAAGCUUCGCUCUUCUGCCAUCCUGGGAGUUCUGCUGGGAACAUUCACUGGCAUUUACGCAGCUCAGAACUAUGCAGUGCCCAACAUUGAAAGGACUGUAAAAGAGUACAUGAACAGCUUGAAAAAAGGACCAAAGUAAUUUGGACUGACUGCCGGUCCUGUCAGCGACACAACAAAAACAAGAGAAAGAAACACUCUUGCAGCUGCUGGCUCAUGACAGGCCAGAAUUCAACAUUUUUGUGUAAGCUGGAUAAUAGCUAUAGUCAUUUAACUGGAAUUUCACUGGGACUCAAAAAGACUUGCUUUUUUUUUUUUUACUUGCGCUUUUGUUUCAGGUUCGUUUCAUUACUGAUGUUUCAUUUCCACUUGCAUCUGUUCAGUUUUACCACAGCAUGUCAGACUUUGUGCCUCCAAGGUUUUAAGAUUUUUCAGAUUGCAUAACCUGUCUUGUUUUUUGCUGCCUGGAGCAGAUAUUUAAACCCACUGGAUUCUUCACCGGUCAUGUGUAAAAUAGGUUGCAUUACCUGCAAAUAUUUCUUAGACCUUUUGUUGUUCAACCACACACAUAUACAUAUAAAGAGACAGAUAUACA
Molecule: messenger RNA, 847 nt
Organism: Acanthochromis polyacanthus (spiny chromis)
Lineage: Eukaryota; Metazoa; Chordata; Actinopteri; Pomacentridae
Product: SLC35A4 upstream open reading frame protein
Exons: 3
Coding region: 83-394 (103 amino acids)
Source: RefSeq, a predicted model, not a curated record